Drosophila subobscura is the source of this 1639-nucleotide messenger RNA. It is a transcript of the gene Gr43a, whose product is annotated as gustatory receptor for sugar taste 43a. Gene Ontology annotation, cellular component: axon; membrane; neuronal cell body. The record is from RefSeq and is a predicted model, not a curated record. Bases 304 to 1590 code for a protein of 428 amino acids. Lineage: Eukaryota; Metazoa; Arthropoda; Insecta; Diptera; Drosophilidae. The transcript is spliced from 9 exons. Gene Ontology annotation, biological process: sensory perception of taste.
UUGGCUCCUGUGUCCUUGCCUAUUGGGUAUUUUCACACGCUAAUUAUUAUUUACAGAACCGACAGACUCGCCGAACCUUUUGAUAAGCAAAUGUGUUACCUUUUUCGCCACUGUCUGCUGUCUGGCAUGUGCCAGCAGUGGGUUGGGGCCAUGGCUGUGGCCAUUCCCUAAUAAUAGUCAAAUAUUAGCGCGCAGUAUUUGCACAGCGUUUUACAAUUUAAGAGCCAUGGCUGGCGGCCAUUCUCGAACAGUUCUCGACGGGAAGUUGUGCCGUGAAAGUCUGACUCUCUACUUUGAUCCAAGAUGGAAAUAUCGGAGCCCAGCAUUGGCAUCUUCUACAUAAGCAAACUGCUGGCACUGGCGCCGUAUGCGACGCGUAAGAACUCCAAGGGACAGUAUGAGAUUCGUCGCAGUUGGCUCUUCUCGAUCUAUUCGGCAUCCUUGACCGUGGCAAUGGUUUUUCUCACCUAUCGUGGAUUACUCUUUGAUGCAAAUGCAAAGAUUCCCGUGCGAAUGAAGUCGGCAACGUCAAAGGUGGUUACGGCCCUGGAUGUGUCUGUCGUUGUGCUGGCCGUUGUAUCGGGCGUUUACUGUGGCCUGCUCAGUCUGAGCGAAACGCUUGAACUAAAUGCUCGUUUAUACAGGAUUGACAAUACUCUGAAUGCCUGCACCCACUCGAGGAGGGAUCGCUGGCGCGCCUUGGGCAUGGCCGGCGUUUCUCUGCUCACAAUAUCUGCGCUGCUCGGCCUGGAUGUGGGCACUUGGAUGCACAAAGCUGAGGAGAUGAACAUAUCUGAUUCGGAUACGGAGCUCAAUGUGCACUGGUAUAUACCCUUUUAUUGCCUCUACUUUAUACUCACCGGACUGCACCUUAACUUUGCCAACACCGCCUACGGGCUGGGCAGACGCUUUAGACGACUCAAUCAGAUGCUCAGCAGCAGCUUUCUGGGCGAGCCAAAGGAGUGCAACGACGCGCUGAAGCUGCGCAAGAUGAGCACCGUGAAGACUGUGAGCACAAAUGCAACGAUGACACCCACCGCCCUGCACUCGAGUCUGACCAAACUGAGCAGCGAAAUGCUGCCAAAUGAGUCUGCAGCCAAGAACAAGAGUCUGCUCAUCCAAACCAUGGCCGACAAUCACGAUUCGCUGACCAAAUGUGUGCUGCUCUUGUCCAACUCCUUUGGCAUCGCCGUGCUGUUUAUUCUCGUCUCCUGUCUGCUGCAUUUGGUGGCCACCGCCUACUUUCUGUUUCUGGAGCUGCUCAGCAAGCGGGACGACGCUUACAUGUGGGUGCAGGCGCUCUGGAUAUUGCUGCACUCAUUUCGCCUGCUCAUGGUGGUGGAGCCGUGCCACCUGGCAGCCCGCGAGUCGCGUAAAACCAUUCAAAUUGUGUGCGAAAUCGAGCGUAAGGUGCACGAGCCCAUACUGGCCGAGGCGGUGAAGAAGUUCUGGCAGCAGCUGCUCGUGGUCGACUCGGAUUUCUCCGCCUCUGGUUUGUGCCGCGUCAAUCGCAACAUUCUGACAUCGUUCGCUUCAGCCAUAGCCACCUAUUUGGUCAUACUCAUACAGUUCCAGAAGACAAAUGGAUAGGCGCAGCGGUCGCACAGGCCACAAUUAGAUAUAAAAAUGUUUGCUUCUU